Hemiscyllium ocellatum (epaulette shark) is the source of this 1562-nucleotide messenger RNA. RefSeq names its product acid-sensing (proton-gated) ion channel 2 (gene asic2). The transcript is spliced from 9 exons. Gene Ontology annotation, cellular component: membrane. NCBI's taxonomy places the organism in Eukaryota, Metazoa, Chordata, Chondrichthyes, Orectolobiformes, Hemiscylliidae. Bases 1 to 1512 code for a protein of 503 amino acids. Gene Ontology annotation, biological process: sodium ion transmembrane transport. The record is from RefSeq and is a predicted model, not a curated record. Gene Ontology annotation, molecular function: ligand-gated sodium channel activity.
AUGGAUGAGAAGGAGAACAGCACAGGCAGUGUGGGGAGCCUGCAGCCUUCCAGUAUCCACGUUUUUGCCAACACUUCAUCCCUUCAUGGAAUCAGGCAUAUAUUUGUUUAUGGACCAAUGACCAUGCGUCGAUUCAUGUGGACUGUGGUAUUUCUUGGCUCUCUGGGCCUACUUGUGGUGGAGUGUGCAGAGCGGGUGGCAUUUUACUUUUCAUACCCGCACGUUGCCAAGCUGGAAGAGGUAGCCGCAAACAACCUGGUCUUUCCCGCUGUUACUAUCUGCAACUUGAAUGAGUUUCGCUUUUCAAAGCUGACGGUAAAUGAUCUCUACCAUGCUGGUGAACUCCUGGGACUGCUCAAUGUGCACCUCGAGAUCCAGAGCCCCCACAUGGCUGAUCCCAAUGUGCUAAAAGCCCUUAAAGAGAAGGCUGAUUUCACACAUUACAAACCGAGGGUGUUCAACAUGCGAGAGUUUUAUGACCGAGUUGGCCACAGCCUCAAGGAUAUGAUGCUGUACUGUAAGUUCCGGGGAGUUCGAUGUACUCAUAAAGACUUCAAAACUGUUUUUACCAGAUAUGGGAAGUGCUACAUGUUUAACUCAGGAAGUGAUGACAAGCCUCUACUGACCACCGUGCAGGGGGGCACUGGCAAUGGCCUUGAGAUCAUGUUGGACAUUCAGCAGGAUGACUAUUUGCCAGUCUGGGGUGAAGCUGAAGACACCACAUUUGAAGCUGGGAUACGUGUACAGCUGCACACUCAGUCUGAGCCACCAUUUGUACAUGAGCUGGGAUUUGGAGUCGCGCCAGGAUUCCAAACAUUUGUUUCCACUCAAGAACAACGGCUGAUAUACCUGCCACCACCUUGGGGAGAUUGUCAGUCUUCAGCUGUCAACACAGACUUUUUCCCAAGCUAUAGCAUCACAGCUUGUAGGAUUGACUGUGAAACAAGAUACCUGGUGGAGAACUGCAACUGUCGGAUGGUGCAUAUGCCAGGUGAUGCACACUAUUGCACCCCUGAACAAUACAAGGAAUGUGCGGAGCCGACAUUAGCCUUCCUGGCAAAGAUGAAUAAUAAUUGUCUCUGCAAGACACCGUGUUAUCUAACGCGAUACAACAAGGAGCUGUCCAUGGUAAAGAUUCCAAGCAGGACGUCGGCAAAGUAUCUUGAAAAGAAAUUUAACAAAACUGAAAAAUACAUUUCGGAGAAUAUUUUAGUACUGGACGUAUUCUUUGAAGCAUUGAACUAUGAAACUAUUGAACAGAAGAAAGCAUAUGAAGUGGCAGGCUUACUUGGUGACAUCGGAGGCCAGAUGGGACUGUUUAUUGGUGCUAGCAUUUUAACAAUCUUAGAACUCUUUGAUUACUUGUAUGAGGUCAUGAAGGAUAAGUUAAUGGACCUGACUAGCUUCAAGAAAGGAGAAGAAGAAGGAAGUCACGAUGACAAUGUGGUAACACUUUCUGUUAACCUGGACGAGCCGCUGAAACAGGACUCAAGCUCUUCCCAGCUGAACUAAUUGUGCCACGAGUCUGCCAAACAUCCUUAUAGGAAAACCGUGUUGUUAUU